UUACAAACAAAUACAGCUCGAGAGCCAUCACGCGCGUCUAUGGUUAUGGUAAUGGUGAUAAUGAUGGUGGUGGUCGCUCAACCAGGAAGUGGAGCUGGAUGAUAUAUAUAGUUUUUCGUUAUAAUAGUGACUGUACUUGUUUUCUUCAUUUCUUUUUAUCAUUGUUGUUGCUGAUAUUAAUAACCCGAAUGUGCGAUGGUGCUCGCGCGCGCCGCCUCCGCUGCUCUCCUUCUGUGCGCGCUCUGUGCGCUGGCGUGCGCCGAGGACCGCGCGAGCGCCGGCUGUAGCGCAGUGAGACAGGCGUACAGUGAGAUGGGCUUCAGCUCCGGGACCGUCCCCGAGAAUGAAACGACAGGUGACUACCUGCAAGUGUGUGUGCAGAACUGGACGUGCUGUAGCACAGAAAUGGAGCAGAAUUUCAUUGGACGGAGUAAACAUGAGUUUGAGAAGUUUGUGGAUGAGGCCACUGAAGACUUGAGGAACACGUUUGAGUCCAGAUAUAAAAGGUUUGAUGAUUACUUCCUGGAGCUCCUGGAGAAAACUGAGCGCUCGCUGAAUGAGAUGUUCGUCCGCACUUACGGCGAUCUGUACACACAGAAUGCAGAUGUUUUUCAGCAACUGUUUUCUGGACUGAAACACUAUUACAUUGGUGGGAAUGUCAACCUUGAGGAGGCUAUUGGUGAUUUCUGGACGCGUCUGAUGGAGCGCAUGUUCCAGCUGCUGAACUCGCAGUAUGACAUCAACGAUGAUUACAUGGAGUGCGUGAACAAGCACAUGGAUGACCUCAAGCCCUUCGGUGACGUGCCAAAAAAGUUCAAAGUUCAAGUGUCGAGGGCAUUUGUCGUUGCUAGAACCUUCGUCCAGGGACUCAGAUUUGGACAGGAAGUGGCUAACAAUGCAUCCAAGGUUAAUAUGAGCGCAGCAUGUGUUAGCAACGUCACUGAAAUGCUGUACUGCCCAUUCUGCCAGGGAGCAAUGGCACAGAAGCCGUGUAAAGAUUACUGCCUUCAUGUCCUGAAGCUCUGUUUAAGGCCGCGACUCAGAAUGGAUGAUGACUUUACACGUUACAUCGAUGCGAUGUUGCUGCUGCUUGAGAGACUCGAAGGGCCGUUUAACAUCGAGUCCGUCAUGGAGCCAAUCGACGUCAAAAUUUCAGACGCAAUUAUGACAAUGCAGGAGAAAACCAUGGAGCUGUCAUACGAAGUUUUUCGUGGUUGCGGUCAGCCAAAGCUUUUGGAGAAGAGCAGAGUUUCCCGUGAUGUCUCUGGUACAUUCGAUGUCGAAUUUACAACGAUAGAGCCAACUGGCACAAGCCUCCAAAAACUGGUGAUGGACGUUAAGACGAAGUUUGCCCAGUUUAGGUCAUUCUGGUCGUCGCUGCCCGAGUUUGUGUGUCAAGAUGAAAAUGUGGCGUCGCAAGCAGACGAGCCGAACUGCUGGGACACAGGGAAACGAAGCUGGAACAUCUCUGAAGUCUCAGAUGAAUUGUUUUUCGAUUUCCCAGCGAUGGUCAGCACACUAAAGAGAGCUUACAAUGGCUACCAGUCGCACUACGACGACUCCAGUGAGGAGAUGAGUGGAUCAGGAAGUGGGAGUGGCUGUAUGGAGUCGUGUCUUUCUCCGACUCCCCCUUUCUCCACCGAAAACCCAAAGUCAGAAGAGUCCUCCACUUCUCACCUCCACCCAUGCAACUUCCUCUUGCUUCUUCUGUUGGUUCUGUCCAUCCUCACAUUUCUCGAGCAGCAGAGAUAAUACACACUUUUCAGUCUUCUGUGUUCAUUAGUGUAAGUUGGCUUGCGGACUGCAGGAUGAAGGAAGUGAAACCGACUUACUGGAUCUUCACGCCCUUUGUUUAUUUCCACUCCAGUUUCUUUGCCAGCAUCUUCUUUUAUUUUCACUAAAUAACCACUGCGUUUCUCCCUGCUUCAAUGACUUUAACAGCCUUUCAGUUAACAAUCAAUUCUUUUAGGACUAUUUUAAAGGUGCUUUGAGUAGAAUUUGGGCUGGUCAACUUGUUUAACCCAGAUACCUGAAGCUCCGCCUCCCAGAAUUCCAUUUCAGCCAUUUUCCAGUUAACAGUUAGUUCAUAUUUACUCCUUUUCUUGGUGGUGGAGUGAAGUGCCUUUAGAGUUGUCCAAUACGCAUACAGUCCACUCGCUUUGUUCACCAGAUAUUUCCACUGUAGUGGAAGAAUAACAGGAAUAAGAAAGAAUAUGGAUAAGUAUUCAGGCUCUUGAACAUCUCCACAUUUUAUAACCUUAUAACCUGGAACUGAAAAAAAAAACAAAUAUCAUCUAAAAUAAAGUAACUUAUUUUUUAAUGGUGAAGCACGGUGCUGGCAGCAUCACGCCAUGGGGAUAAUAUUCUUCAGCAUGGUGGGGAAAUGGAUCAUCAGGGUAGAUGACAAGAUGGAUGGAGGUAAAUACAGGGCGAUGAUCGAAGAACCCCUGUUCCACUUCACAAACCAGUCGAGCCGGGGGCAGAGCUUCAGCUUCAACUGCACCUUCACAUGUCAGAGAGUUUGUGUAAGUGAUAGAGUAAAAAAUGAACAGUUAAGUCUACUUCAGUUCCAGGUUGUAAGAUUACUGAAUCUGGCUGUGGUUUGGAGUCUGUGAAAGAAAUGAAGCCACUUCAUUACACAGUCUUGUGUUUUGUUUUUUUAAAUGGAGGUCAGAUAAUUAUUAACACAACCACAUUUUUAAACAUAAAUCUAAAAAAUCAUUUACACACCACAAUAUAAAUCAUGUAGAAUGCACACAAAGCACUUUGCUGUGGAGAAAUAUGAUGCGUUUAAAAUUCGCCUUACGAUUAAAAUCAUAGACACGAUGCAAAAAUUAAUAAUAAUAGUUCACUCAUCCAUGGGUCUGUAAACUGUUUUAUAUUCAAUCAGUGGCCACUUAAAUAGGAACACAUGUACCUGCACUUAUUCAUAUGUACAGUUAUCCACGUGUACCCUUGUAGCUCCCCUCUCAUGGCUGACAGUAGAGGAACCCUUGUGUUGUAAUUUAUCCACUUCACUCAUUUCAGAGAUGCUUUUCUGCUCACCACACUUAUUAAGAGUGCUCAUUUGAUUGCUCUGCCACCAUAUGAACAGGCAGGUGUACAGGUGUUUCUGUUAAAGUGUCCGGCGAGUCUAUAUGUCACUAGUGUGAUUCUGAAAGGAAUCUUAUUUCCAAGUCUGGGUGCCUUAGCAAAUGCUAAUACAUGUGAAACUACAGUAAGUCCAUUUCACAUAUUAAAGUUCAUUUCAGUACAGAAAUAAACAGAAAUGUGUUUGAA
Messenger RNA from Hemibagrus wyckioides, 3279 nucleotides. RefSeq names its product glypican-6-like. The transcript has 9 exons. Bases 196 to 1752 code for a protein of 518 amino acids. Gene Ontology annotation, biological process: regulation of protein localization to membrane; cell migration; regulation of signal transduction. NCBI's taxonomy places the organism in Eukaryota, Metazoa, Chordata, Actinopteri, Siluriformes, Bagridae. The record is from RefSeq and is a predicted model, not a curated record. Gene Ontology annotation, cellular component: synapse; plasma membrane; cell surface.